AUGACUGCAACCGCUCAGGAUGAACCAAUUGUGGAGGAGCCGGAUGACGAGCCAUCGCCACAAGACCGCGCGUCGCAGCGGCAGCGGCGCCACAGCCCGCCGCGGCAGCCCAUGCCACAUCCCCAGGUGGCGCCCAUGGACCCCUUCAGCCAGCUGUUUGGAGCCCUCACCAGCGGCACUAUGGGUGGCGGCGGCUCUUCCUUUAUGCUCAGCAGCAGCAGCUAUGGCACCAUGGGGCCUGGAGGGGUGACCUAUCAGGCGUCCCGCACUACGAGAGUGGGACCUGGAGGGGUGCGCGAGACGCAGUCGGUAGUUCGGGAUGGCCGCAGCGGCACCGAGUCAGUCACUAUCAGCCGCGGCCUGGGCGACGGGCGGCAGCGUACACUGGUCCGCACGCGGGACGCUAUAACGGGCCGCGAGGAGCAGUUGGAGGACCUGCAGGGGCUGCGUGAGCACGAGGCGGAAGUGUUCGAUGAACAGUGGCGUAUGCAAGCCGAGCGCAACUUCCCUCUUGGCGGCGGCUUUGGCGCUGCGGGCCGCCUCGCCGCUGGUGGCGGUCGCGCCAGUGGCGCAGCGCAACAGCGGCCGCUGGCGUUGCCCCACGCAACGGCUGCUCCAGCCACGAUGGCUGAGGCCGGUCCUAGUUCCAGCACGAAUGGGGUGCACGGUAACGCCGGCCUUUCGGCAGCGCAGCGCGCCACGUACGCUCGUCCACCGUCGACGGCCACCGGCCGUGCCCCGGCGUCUAGUGGCGGCAAUACAUUUUACGCCGGGAACACUGCUGCUGCGGGCAACGGCGGCCGUGGUGGCACUGGAUACAGCGGAAGUGGCGCGCAUUAUGGAGGCACCAAUGCCGGCGCCGGUUAUUCAGCCCCCCGAGGACGUGAUCCCAUGUUGGACGGGCAAUACGGCAUAAGCUCGCAGCCGCACGCGAAUACGGCCGCGAGGUUGCCCUCCGGAAGCGGAGCGGGCUUCUCGGCAAGCGGUGGACAUGCCCACUCGCGAGGUGGAUACUGA
Molecule: messenger RNA, 1017 nt
Organism: Volvox carteri f. nagariensis
Lineage: Eukaryota; Viridiplantae; Chlorophyta; Chlorophyceae; Chlamydomonadales; Volvocaceae
Exons: 5
Coding region: 1-1017 (338 amino acids)
Source: RefSeq, a predicted model, not a curated record